Pistacia vera is the source of this 866-nucleotide messenger RNA. RefSeq names its product E3 ubiquitin-protein ligase BRE1-like 2. The record is from RefSeq and is a predicted model, not a curated record. NCBI's taxonomy places the organism in Eukaryota, Viridiplantae, Streptophyta, Magnoliopsida, Sapindales, Anacardiaceae. The coding region runs from base 96 to 866 and encodes 256 amino acids. The transcript is spliced from 5 exons. Gene Ontology annotation, cellular component: nucleus; HULC complex. Gene Ontology annotation, molecular function: ubiquitin protein ligase activity.
UCUUCGAAUCAAAACCUCUCUCCUCUCUCACGCUCUCGCAACACGCACAAACUCUCUCUUCUUCUAGGGUUUUCAGAGGCCUCUAGAUGUUGUAAAUGGAAAACGAAGGGCCGAAAGAGCCAGACAAGAAGAAGCCGCACUUGAAUUCUCACCCUCUUUCUCCCUCCAUGGCUCGCAACUCUGCCACUUCUCCUUCGAAUAACAAAACCGUUGAUGCGGCAGUUCUUCAGUAUCAGAAUCAAAAACUUGUACAGCAACUAGAUGCUCAGAAGCAUCAGUUGCAUGAUCUUGAAGCCAAAAUUAAGGAAUUUAAAGAUAAACAAACUUCGUAUGAUGACAUGUUAAUUACAGUGAAUCAACUUUGGAAUCAGUUGGUUGAUGAUUUGAUCUUGCUUGGGGUACGAGCCGGUGGAGGCCCUAAUGCUUUACGAAACUUGGAUUGCAAAGACCAGCCACGAGAUCCUGUUCCAUCUUGUCCUCCGGAGGAUAUGUUUCUUGGUAGACUGCUACGAGUAAAUUGCAUUGAAAAUACUGGUAAUGAGGGGAUUGCCAAUUACGUUGAAGAAGCCCUUGCUCCACGUCAUUCAUCUACUAAGGAGUUGAUGAAGUUUCUGGAAGAUGUCAUUGAAGCACAGAGGGUGAAAACUGAGAGUGUAGCUCAGACUUUGCAAGGAAAGCUAUCUGCAGAAGAUGCCAUUAUCCAAUUGUCAAAGAUGGAUGAUAUGAUGAAAGAAGAGGCUAAAAAUCUGCAUGAGGUGAUUGAAAAUCUCCAUUUGAAGCAUAAGGAAUAUGCUAAUUGGAUUCAAACUUAUAUAUGCAACCAUUCAGUUGAUCAGUCUGAGAUUAAACGCGUCGCAGGUCUGUGA